AUGAAGAAGUCUUCAUUAGAACUGGUCAGCAUCUACAUCACUGAUUCAAACUCCAACACCUUCGCUGCUGAUGGGAAGGAGCUCGUCUCUAUUGCAUACCGCUACCGAAGAUGGAAACUUGAUGAUGACCUUCAUUUGGUUACUCACUGUGAGGUCCAUACUGUAACUGAAGUUAGAGAGCUCAAGAAUAAUGCCAACAAACUUGCCAAGUGGACCGCACGGGCUUUUCUUGCAAGUGCCAAUUUGAUGAAGAUUGGAUAUGUCUCAAGAGUUCAUCCAAGAGACCAUUACAAUCAUGUGAUUCUCAGUAUGAUUGGUUACAAGCCGUGGGAUUUUGCUGCCCAGAUCAAUUUAAAUGUUGCAAACAUGUGGGGCAUUGUUAAGUCAAUAGUGGACCUAGGGGCUGUGAUCUUUGACAUAGAGUACGCUCAAUGGCUGGAUGAACAUAAUAGGCUGAUAAGUGAGUUAAGAUCUGCAGUCAACUCUCAUGCAAGUGACAAUAAUCUCCGUUCCAUUGUUGAUGGAAUCAUGGCACACUAUGAUGACAUCUUUAAACUGAAAAGUGCUGCUGCCAAGGCUGAUGUCUUCCAUUUGUUAUCUGGCAUGUGGAAGACACCAGCAGAAAGGUGUUUUCAAUGGCUCGGAGGCUUCCGGUCAUCUGAGCUUCUUAAGCUACUUACUCGUCAGCUGGAGCCUCUCACAGAGCAGCAGUUGGCCGGGAUUUGCAACCUUCAGCAGUCGUCACAACAAGCAGAAGAUGCACUUUCACAAGGAAUGGAAGCAUUGCAACAGUCAUUGGCAGAAACUUUGGCUGGGUCUCUUGGGCCGUCAGGGCCUUCAGGAAAUGUUGCUAAUUACAUGGGUCAGAUGGCAAUGGCGAUGGGAAAGCUGGGGACCCUAAAAAAUUUUAUCCGCCAGGCUGACAAUCUUCGGCAGCAAACCCUGCAACAAAUGCACAGGAUAUUGACAACAUGCCAGUUUGCACGUGCGCUUCUUGCUAUAAAUGAUUAUUUCUCAAGAUUACAGGCCUUGAGCUCUCUCGGGCUUGCCCGGCCUAAGGAAUGAAGGUGGCAGCAAACUAAUUCAUAGAGGUCUUGUUGGCCAUAACAAGCUGUUAGUUUGACUA
This is a messenger RNA of Dioscorea cayenensis subsp. rotundata (Guinea yam), 1126 nucleotides long. RefSeq names its product transcription factor TGA2.2-like. Lineage: Eukaryota; Viridiplantae; Streptophyta; Magnoliopsida; Dioscoreales; Dioscoreaceae. The transcript has 5 exons. Gene Ontology annotation, cellular component: cytoplasm; eukaryotic translation initiation factor 3 complex. The record is from RefSeq and is a predicted model, not a curated record. Gene Ontology annotation, molecular function: translation initiation factor activity; sequence-specific DNA binding. Bases 1 to 1065 code for a protein of 354 amino acids. Gene Ontology annotation, biological process: DNA-templated transcription.